ACAUGGUCUGAGCGGCUUCAAACUCAUCCUACACCCGAGAUUAACUGUCCUGUGUGUACUCGGUCCCUUUAGUGUCGUAAAAGCAGAAACGCUCGCCGUGGAUGUUCUUCUGUUAGCAUGCCUGCUAAAGCAAAACAGCAUCGUUAAGGAAGAAAUUAAACAGUAUUAAACAUAAACAUUUACAGCAACGAGCGUCGUCUGUGAACUCUCAGUGAGCAGCACUCGAGGAGUCGAUACUCAUGCACUUUAUCAGGACUGAGUGUUCAGGGUGCAGAAUGCCACUGUGCUUUCACAGUGUCUCUGAUCCUCUGCCAUACUGAAGACCCCACACUGUGUUGCAUUUGUAAAUAUGAGACCGUUGUUGAAUACAGUGUAUGCAUGUUUAAGUCUGCUGCCACCCUGAAGUCCAUGAUGGAUCGCUCCAUGACUGUCUUAAGCGUGUGGGAGUGAAGCCUUGGAUAUUUGAGCAAGAUGGAAGGAGACGUGGCUGUACAAUGGGAUACAAUCGAGCCGGCCGUUGUUUCUCUGGCCAAUCCAUGUUACGGAAAUGACAGCCAUGUGAUAUCAUCACAAGGACCUGAGUGUGAACAUGAGACGGGUGAUGAUUUUGAUUGUGAAUUCCCUGACAUAGACUUUGAUUUGGACGUAGAUGAGAAUGAAGAGCAAAAUACCAAAACUGAAGAUCUGAAUGACGAUAGGAUUUCUGAGGAAGACGUGGAGACAUGUGAAAGAGGAGGAAAAGUUGAAUUAUUGAAUGAUUUUAGAGACAAUGGAGAGGCUAGAUCUCGCAGUGCUGGAACGGGUAGGAAAGGAAAGUCUAAAAAGGGUGGAUCGGGGCAGGGGCCUUGCGAUCAAACCCCAUCAUGGACAUCUCCAUCUUUCAUGUCUCAGAAAUCAUUGCUGGCGUCCUCUGGGCCUAGCAGACACAAGCAGGUGAAGCGGCGAAACCUCCAUCUGCACAGUCACAGACGCCAGAAGAAGGGGAUCCAGCUGGUCAUGGUGUGUUGGGAUUUCCUGGCAGAUGUGGUCAGCCCCUGGUGCGUGUCCUGCAUCCAUAUGUUCGUGGAGCUCAUCAUCUCUUUGACCCACCGCUGUGGGGUUGCUGUUGAAUCAUCUGCACUUGCACUAUACCACUUUGGACGACACUUGCUUUACAAAGUGACAGAUAUUCCAGGCAUGACGCGAGAUUUGGGGCGAUUCCUGGACUGGAGCUGGGGUUCAGGUGUGGCUGUAUUUGAGGGCAUCGGCAGGUCUGUGCGCUGGGCUCGACAUGCACUUCUUUCCAGUUUGAGAUUUGUUUGUGCUGCACUAAGCUCUGGCUCUCAGAUGUUGAGGUGUAUUGUGGGAAGGCUGGCAGGAGAGAGAGGCAGGAAAUGGUGGCUUGCUCUUCAGAGCAGCAGGGUUUGGAGGAAAGUGUCGGAUCUGACCAUGAGGAUUCAUGGGUGUUUCUUUAAAAAAGCUGUCAUGAGGGAAAGCUCAAAUCCAGAGUCUCCCAACAGAGGAGCAGACAAGUGGCAACCUGGUGAAGAACUGCAGAGACUGCUGGCUCUAGCAAAGAUCCCUGAAGAUGAGUUGGACCCAUUUAAUGUUCUUGGAGUGGAUAUUCAUGCCACUGAAUCAGAGCUCAAGAGAGCUUAUAGACAGCUGGCAGUACAGGUUCAUCCAGACAAAAACAAGCACCCAGGUGCUGGUGAGGCCUUUAAGGUGUUGAGAGCAGCGUGGGACAUCGUCAGUAACCCGGAGACUCGGCGAGAGUAUGAAUUGAAGCGUAUGGCAGCGACAGAGCUUUCAAAGUCCAUGAAUGAGUUCUUGACCAAACUGCAGGAUGACCUGAAAGAAGCCAUGAACACAAUGAUGUGCACUAAAUGUGAGGGCAAGCACAAGCGCUUCGAGAUGGACCGUGCGCCUGGUGAGGCCCGAUUCUGUGCUGAAUGUAGUAAGAGGCACAGUGCUGAGGAGGGAGACCUGUGGGCUGAAUCAAGUAUGCUGGGACUGCGCAUCACAUACUUCGCCUUCAUGGAUGGCAAAGUCUUUGACAUCACUGAGUGGGCAGGCUGUCAGCGCAUAAGCAUCUCUCCAGACACACAUCGUGUGCAAUAUCACAUCUCUUUUGGCUCAAAAGGUAGCAGCAGCACCAGCCGCCACAGAUCCCCAUCAGAUCACGCAGCAGGUGGAGGCUCACCUGCAGACCUGCACGACUUCUUCAACCACUUCUUCCAGACUGGAGCUCCCAGUGACAUGUCUGCUAAUGGAGGAUUCUUCCCAACAGGAAACCCGCCGCCUCAUUCCUCGGGAGCAGCUGCAGGGACUUCAACAACGUUUUCAGGGUCUUCUCCACAAACAGGGCUCUUUAGUCCAGGGGCCCAACAACGGGGCGAAACCAGCGAACACUGGACUGACGGAGGAAAGCCCCCACGCCGACGCAAGAAAGUCCGCAAGCCAUUCCAGCGCUGAGAAAUGCAAUAUUUUACAGAGAUAGAGUACUGUCUGUUGCAAUUUUUGACAUGAUUUUGGCCAACUAAUGCAACAAAACAAGGAUAUAAUCUUUUGACCUCUGUUGAGCAUUCAAGCGUUGGUGCGU
Messenger RNA from Carassius carassius (crucian carp), 2581 nucleotides. Its product is annotated as dnaJ homolog subfamily C member 14-like. Gene Ontology annotation, molecular function: dopamine receptor binding. The record is from RefSeq and is a predicted model, not a curated record. The coding region runs from base 472 to 2454 and encodes 660 amino acids. NCBI's taxonomy places the organism in Eukaryota, Metazoa, Chordata, Actinopteri, Cypriniformes, Cyprinidae. The transcript has 8 exons.